AUGAUUACGGUUGCCCUCGCCGGAGCGACUGGCGGUGUGGGUCGAACAAUACUGGACCACCUUGAACUCAGCGACGGGUUCAAGGUCGUUGUCCUGAGCCGCAAGCCACCAGAAGCCACAGUAUCUGCAGCGGCCACGAAAUCCCUUCAAGUCGAUUACAAUGACGUGGAUGGACUGGCCAACGCGCUGAGCGAGAACAACGUCCACACAGUUAUUUCGACUAUCGGCAUCAGCUCUGCCGAAACGAGUCAGGCUCAAUGCAAUCUGAUCCGAGCAGCGGACAGGUCCAGUGCCACAAAGCGUCUAAUGCCUAGCGAAUACUGGGCAAAGACGGUUCCUGAACUUUUGCCUCUAGACCUCACCGUGCAGUGGUGGCUCGAUGCGGCUUCACUGCUCCAGUCCAGCUCACUGGAGUAUACAAGGAUUGCUUGUGGCUGGUUUAUGGACUACUGGGGAAUGCCGUAUGUCAAGUCUCACCUAUCCGACUUCUCAUGGGGAGUGGAUCUCUUCAAUCGCAAUGCCGCAAUACCAGGAGACGGCGGAAACGUGAUCAGCUUGACCUUGAUUGGCGACGUGGCUCGAGCUGUUCUGUUAUUGCUGGAAGCGGAGGAUUGGCCGGAAUGGACGUUCGCAAUCGCUGACAGCGUCACAUUCAACGACUUCUUGAGAAUUGCAGAAAGAGUUAGAGGGUCCAAGUUCGAGCUCGCUUACAACAGUCGUGAGGACCUGGAACAUGAUAAGGUGACGAUACUGCCAAACCCGGGCAACACGGUGUGGAAUGCGACGUCUGCAGAGACGCAAGAGAGGAGAGAUCUGUUGAUCUUGUUUGGGAGUUUCUAUGUCUCUGGGGUGUUGGAUCUCUCGAGGGCACCACAAUUUUCGGCGCGGUUUCCAGACUGGAGACCCAAGAGGCUGGAGGAGUUUCUUGAAGAAGUUUGGCAAGGAAAACCAUAA
Fonsecaea multimorphosa CBS 102226 is the source of this 954-nucleotide messenger RNA. RefSeq lists its product as uncharacterized. The transcript is spliced from 4 exons. Lineage: Eukaryota; Fungi; Ascomycota; Eurotiomycetes; Chaetothyriales; Herpotrichiellaceae. The record is from RefSeq and is a predicted model, not a curated record. The coding region runs from base 1 to 954 and encodes 317 amino acids.